UUCCAUUCCUGCCCCCUCCACCGUUUCUCUCAAAACUCGUUAACAUACAUACCCAACCCAUUUCCUCAGUUUUCAAAGAAGGUUCAAGCGAGCAAACAAGUAGCAAGAGAAGAAGAAAGAAACCAUAGAAAACAUAUGGCUUCCACUUCUGCAGUUUCAAUGGCUAUGCCACUAACUUAUGCCAGCCAGAAGAGGAUGGUGCCUAGCUCUGAUGCAUUCUUGAAGCCACAGCCUCUACGGUCUUCAAAGGCAGUGACAGUUUCAAAACCCAGUGAAAGGUUUCAAGUCAGGGCCUCCAUGAAGGAGAAAGUUGUGACAGGGCUCACAGCAGCUGCAUUGACAGCAUCACUGAUGGUUCCUGAUGUGGCUGAAGCUGCUGUUACGCCUUCUCUCAAGAACUUCUUGCUCAGCAUCGUGGCUGGUGGAGUUGUGCUUGCUGUCAUAGUCGGUGCCGUGAUCGGUGUUUCCAAUUUCGAUCCCGUCAAGCGAAGCUAGUGAAAUUCUGAGGCGCUGCUUAUUUUUACUUUUACCUUUUCCCCCUCCUAUCAUGAUAUGUAUCUGUAAUGCUAUUCAGUAAUGAACUGAACCCUCUGUUUUGUGUACUAAUAUUUGACUCUUGUGCUUCACUUAAGCAGAAGCUUUUCAAUUCUUAAAGUGUAAUUUCUUUUUGGCAUAUUAUAGAAACAGAUUAAUUA
Molecule: messenger RNA, 695 nt
Organism: Abrus precatorius (Indian licorice)
Lineage: Eukaryota; Viridiplantae; Streptophyta; Magnoliopsida; Fabales; Fabaceae
Exons: 1
Coding region: 136-495 (119 amino acids)
Biological process (GO): photosynthesis
Cellular component (GO): membrane; photosystem II
Source: RefSeq, a predicted model, not a curated record